This is a messenger RNA of Chilo suppressalis (striped riceborer), 1405 nucleotides long. NCBI's taxonomy places the organism in Eukaryota, Metazoa, Arthropoda, Insecta, Lepidoptera, Crambidae. The record is from the annotation of a GenBank genome assembly.
GACUGUAUGAACUCAGAAUCCCUUGUCCUUCCAAUUGCCUGCCCAUCCUGGUCCCAUCAGGGACAAAUAGACAAAAAAAAACAGUAUGGUGUCUUGGUGAGUGAGAAAUCCUUUAUUUGGAAUUGCUGAUUGAAAAAGUUUGGCAAUUGCAGUGUAUUUAUAAAGCAACUAACAUGGUUGGCCCUUUACUGUUGCUAAAAAUGUUACACUGUAGGAAAAAAUGUCAGAAGUCUUCAUCUUCGCAUAGUGCAAAAUCAGGUUUGCCAGAACGACGACGCUCCAAGCGAAGUCAUCGCAAUUUUAAGGAGAACUCUUGUAGAGUAUGUUUAAAGGAAGGUGAUAUACCCAUCUAUGGUGAUCAAGCUACGGAUGAUAUCCCACGAGCUUUAUCUACACUUGCUGGGAUAGAAAUCGACGAAGAAGACACAUAUCCUAAAUAUUUAUGUCACUCCUGUCAUGCCCUUUUACAAGGUGCUAUAUUAUUGAGAAAAACUGCUCAACAGUCGCAAAAGGUUCUUAAAAAAUCCUCUAAACGCGUUCUUCCUCCAAGUUCACCAAUCAACCCUGAGACGUCUAAAGAGAGUAAUACCUUAAGUGAUUUAGGUGACGAUUUGGAUGAUAACACAUUGGAUUGUGAUGAAGGUGAAGAAGAGAAGAAGAACUAUUUUUGCAGUCGCUGCGACAUUGCAUUUGCGAGUUUGAAAGAAUAUUGCGAUCACAGGCUUUCUGAAGAUCAUGAGAAUAAAAGAAUAACAUGUCCUGUAUGCAACAAGUCGUAUUCGGCAAUGUAUUACAAGAAACACAUGGCAAUCCACCAGCCAGAUUGUCCAUACAUGUGUGAUAUUUGUGGUAAAAAAUUCAUCAUACAAGGACAGUUCUCAAGACAUCGCUUGACUCAUUUUUUCAAACUUCCAUACAAAUGUGGACUCUGUCCCUAUCGAGGAAGAUUUACAGAAUCUUUAAAAAUGCAUAUGAGAAUUCAUACUGGUGAAAAGCCAUACCAGUGCUCAGAGUGCGCUGCACGAUUUGUCAGCAAGAGUAAUUUGAAUAAGCACAUGUACACACACAAAGAUCAUGAUUUUAAAUGUGAAUCAUGUGGAAGAGGUUUUUAUACAAAGCGAAACUUGGAGAUGCAUAUUAAAGUUGAUCAUGUUGGCAUAAGGGAUCAUUUGUGCAAUAUUUGUGGUAAAGCUUUUGGCUACAGGAAACAGAUGAUGAAACAUCAGUUGAAAGUUCACAAAAGGCAAAAACUCAGAUCUGGUAGAAUGCCCUUAUAUUUGCAAGUGGAAAAAAUGGGAGAAAAUGUCGAAACAUAAAUAUAUAAUGUUUUUUUUGUUAGCAUUACAGUAAAAUUCUUUUGCCUUGAUUUUUCUAUAUUGUAAUAUAAGAAUUCUUGUACUAAUUA